UCAAUCUUGGAUUGUCGUGGCUUUUAGCAGUCUAGCAGGAAGGCCGGUAAAUCAGUCAGGCUUUAGCUAAACCUGUUUCUCGCGAUGGCCGGCGGCUGGUCCUCCCUCCCCGCCGAUCUUCUUGCACAGAUCUCGGCUCUCUUGCUCUCCGACGCCGACCAUCUCCACGUCCACCAGGUAUGCGCCCACUGGCGAGCCUCCACUUCCCGCCCGGCCGCCUACCGCCCGUGGGUCGUUGCCGGCCGCCAGGUGCCCGACGGACGAGGCCCGCUCGGCGAGUACUCCCUUCUGCUCCCCCGCGGUGGCCGGCGCGUCGACUUCGCGGCCUCCCCGCCGCCCGGCCUCCGGUACUGCUGCGGCACGCCUCGCGGCUGGCUCGCGCUAGUGGACGAUCUCCGGUCCCCCACGCGGCUGGUGCUGUGGGAGCCGCACUCCGGGGCCGAGAUCCCGCUGCCAUGCCUGUGCCCGGUCAUCCAGGUCUUCCUCUCCGGCGACCCGCUCUCGUCGCCGGACUGGGUAGCCAUCGCGACCCAGCCCAAGGGUCCCAUCGCGCACAUCCUCUUCUUCUGGCGGCCGGGGGACGCCGCGUGGAGCGGGCCGGGCCGGGCUCCCGCCGCGACGGUUCACAGCAUCGAGUUCUACGCGGGGAAGGUAUACUGCGUGGACAGCAGGGAGAACAUUACCAUCUACGACCUCAAGCUCGGCACGACGUCUCCCCCAGUGUUUCUUCAGGCCACGGGCAUGUUCAUUACUCAGGCGUACAGGGAGCCGGGGGCGAACAGGAGGCUCAACUGUCUGACCCACUCCGUGCGCGCGGUGCACGUCGUGGCCUGCGGCGGCGAGCUCCUGCUCGUGCUGCUGUUCGACAGCCGCCGCGGGAUGUUCAUGGAGGUGUACAGGCCGGCGUGGACGCCCCUAUGGCCGUGCCGGGUCGGCGAGAGGGUGACUGAUCUCGGGGGCUACGCGCUCUUCCUCGGCCGUGGCGACGUCGCUGCGCUCUCUUCCAAGGAGUACCCUGCGAUCAAAGGCAACUGCAUCUACUACCUGAAGCACAGCCUCAACGCGCACAGCCUCAACGCGCAUAGGGACGCACUCAUGAAGCACUUGGCCAUUGUCGAAAAAAUGAAGCACUGGGCAAUGGUGUUUGAUCUUGGGACGGAUGCUAUGGAGCAUAUCCCUUACCCCGAGGUGCUGCACAAGGAGGAGAGGUGGUGGCCGUACUCGUGGUUUUGUCCUCCAAGGCCUCUCCUGGAGAGAAGCAGUUUUAGCUGAACCUAGUCUUGGAUGGCAGGAGCAGGGACUUUGAAUCCCUCUUCAGGAUAAGCUGCUUGCAGUAUGGAAGACAAUAAAUUUUACUUGUACAUAGUAUAACUUAUGUCAAUCUUCUGUUUCGGCAAAUUUUACUUGUGUGGGCAAAACUUUGCCUGUGCUUGUAGCAUUGUGUUACUAUGUUGAUUUGCUCGAGUAUUCUCUAAGUGGUA
Molecule: messenger RNA, 1481 nt
Organism: Lolium perenne
Lineage: Eukaryota; Viridiplantae; Streptophyta; Magnoliopsida; Poales; Poaceae
Source: RefSeq, a predicted model, not a curated record